Messenger RNA from Pterocles gutturalis (yellow-throated sandgrouse), 953 nucleotides. RefSeq lists its product as uncharacterized. Lineage: Eukaryota; Metazoa; Chordata; Aves; Pterocliformes; Pteroclidae. The transcript has 9 exons. The record is from RefSeq and is a predicted model, not a curated record. The annotation marks the transcript as partial.
GCGCUCGAUUCGGUUUACUUCACCGGCUUUGCCGAGACCAACAAGAGCUUUGUGAUCGCUCGUCUGGCCAAACGUCCCAAUGGGAUCUGCGAGAUGUGGCUCUUCCUGAGGGUGGAUGGAAUAGGAGAGUUUGAACACCCACAACAUCCGAACAUGAUGGUGAGGGAUGAAUCUGAAGAGAUCUGGAGUGGAGGAGGGCUCACCAUGGAAUACUUAGAGCCCCAAGCGCGCUGGAAAAUAAGCUUCAAUGGAUUACUCAGAAAAGGACCCUACCGACAGCAGUGGAGUGAAGAGGAGGGUGAACUUGUACCAGUUAAAUUCUCUUUCCAUUGGGAGAACUUCACUGAAGUCUUUAACUUCAGUGUUGACAGUCACCCCAGCACAUUUACACGUGCUCUUGCCCAGGAACCGUGGACCAUCGAGUUCUUCCAAAGGGUCAAAAAGCAAAGGGAACAACAUUUCCGACACGAGCAGUGGGGCCAGUCUGUUGGAGAAAUUGAAAUAGAAAAUCAUGAGAAAACCCAGCUUUCCCUCAAAGGCGUUCGGAGCCACUCUUACGGUAUCCGGGAUUGGUCUGAGAUUUACCGCUAUGUCAUGAUUUUGGCACACUUUGAGGAUGGGACUGCAGCCCAUUUAACAGUUAUUAACAUGCCAGCUACCAUGACUAACCUUACCGUAGGUUAUGUCUUUUUCCCUGAUGGGAGGAAGGCUGGCAUUGAGUGGUCCAACGCCUCGCUGGCUGAGAUGGCUGAUGAUGGUGUUAUCGGGGAUGGAUAUGGAGUCGGUUUUACUGCUGGUGGCAGGCACUUCGAUGUUUCCGCAGCGCUGGAUAAGCAGGUGUGCCCCGUGGUAUACAACGGCCUGACUGGAAGCGGCGUUUUCCACGAGUGCAUUGCGGAUUUCCAACUGAACGGGUUAACACAAGGCUGGGGCUUGGUGGAGUUUUAUUACAG